Messenger RNA from Cucumis melo (muskmelon), 561 nucleotides. Its product is annotated as cytochrome b-c1 complex subunit 6-1, mitochondrial. Bases 158 to 367 code for a protein of 69 amino acids. Gene Ontology annotation, biological process: mitochondrial electron transport, ubiquinol to cytochrome c. NCBI's taxonomy places the organism in Eukaryota, Viridiplantae, Streptophyta, Magnoliopsida, Cucurbitales, Cucurbitaceae. The transcript has 5 exons. The record is from RefSeq and is a predicted model, not a curated record.
UAAUGAACCGGAAAAGCGGAAGAUUUGUCAUAUUGCAAUUUCUCAGCUUCCAAACUAAACCUAAUCAGAGUUCCUAGUUUCCUCUCAGAUUCGUGUUUCAGCUUUCAAAGGUUUUCUUGCGUGCUCUUUUGCUCCAAGUCAGUACUAUUUGUUAGCGAUGGCGGAUGAAGAGCCCGUUGAUCAGAAGAGGUAUCUUGAAGAAGCUUGCAAACCCAAGUGUGUGAAACCACUACUUGAAUAUCAGGCAUGCGUGAAGAGAAUCCAAGGAGAUGACAGUGGUCAUAAGCAUUGCACUGGACAAUAUUUUGAUUACUGGUCUUGCAUUGACAAAUGUGUUGCACCAAAACUAUUUACGAAACUAAAGUAAUGGGAGAGAGUUGUUAGGGAUGUGGGGAUCCUAUCCUUUUGCUUUUGCAGCAUUUUUCUGAUUUUUUAUGCAAUGUCGUUUUGUGAACUUGAUUUUUGCAUCAACAAAAAAUGCCAGGGCUGUGAAAUUUUAUAAAAACUGUCAUAGACCUUUAACCAUGGUCAAUAAGAAAGGAGAUUGGAUUCACGUUGGGA